CUUAAUGCACCUGUUUCCUAUUGUCCCUUUCAGGAUGCAGAUGUGGAGUUUGAACACAUAUCUGUAUGGUCCUAAAGAUGAUUUGAAGCACAGGUUACUGUGGAGGGAGGUUUACUCAGCAGAGGAAGAGGCUCAGUUGAAAGCUUUGGUGUGUGAGGCAGAGUCGAGGGGUUUGACAUUUGUAUACGCUCUUUCUCCGGGUCAGGACAUCGUCUUCUCCAGCUCUUGUGACCUCACACUGCUUAAACGCAAACUCAGACAAGUGUCAGACCUGGGCUGUCAGGCUUUUGCCCUCCUAUUUGAUGACAUUGAUCACUCCAUGUGCCAGUCAGAUACAGAGGCCUUUUCCUCAUUCGCUCACGCCCAGGUUACCGUGGCCAAUGAGAUCUUCCGUUUCCUGGGGGAACCACCUGUCUUCCUAUUCUGUCCCACUGAGUACUGUAGUUCUCUGUGCACUCCUAGCGUGUCAAAGUCUCCCUACCUGCUGACAGUUGGGGAGGAUCUUCUCCCUGGCAUCUCUGUCAUCUGGACCGGAAAUAAGGUGAUAUCAAGGGAACUGAGUCCUGAAUCACUAGCUGAGGUCCAGGCGGUGCUUCGAAGGCCACCCCUCAUUUGGGACAACCUUCAUGCUAAUGAUUAUGACUCCCGACGUGUCUUCCUGGGGCCUUUUAAGGGCCGCCCCCCUGGACUCAGGGCCCAUCUGAGGGGUCUGCUGCUAAAUCCAAACUGUGAAUUUGAAGCCAAUUUCAUCCCUCUGCAUACCCUGGGAAGCUGGUAUAAAGAAGUAAAGGAGGAGGGGAAAGGUGAUGAAGAAGCCUAUAGUGUGGAUAGAGCGUUGUCAUCUGCCUUGCAAGACUGGAUGAAGGAGCUCAGCCUUCCACUGCAGCCUGGACGUCAACUGAGGCCAACAGACCUCAAGCCCUUAACGCUCUCUGUUAAAUCAAAGUCCUCCGAUAGCUCAGACAAUCAACGUGGAGCCCAGCCCAAACGUCCCAUAACCUCUUCCCGGAGCACAGGGGCUCUCGCUAGCGAUGAAAUCCCAGCAGACCCUCUUAUGAGCCAGGAUCUGAAAGCUGGGGAGAACCAGGUCUCCAGGAGCUUCAGCCAUGAAAAGAUCUCUAGAAGGGGAUUGUGUUCUGGGAGGGUUCCUCUCAGCGAGGCCCAGGUCCAGUUGCUUGUAGGCCUGUACUACCUGCCUCAUGAACAUGGACCACCUGCUCAGAAUCUGCUGCAGGACCUCACAUGGCUCAAAGCCAACUGUCACUGCGUCAGUGUCAAUGGCAAUGGCAAGAAGGCCUCGCCACAGAAGGUAGAGGAAUGGCGGGACCGUGCGGGCCGUUUCCUGGCUGCGUGUGAUGAUGUGGCUUUACUGCACGGUGCUGUUGUGACCAGCAUCAAUAGGGCUGUUCUCUACGACCUUUACCCUUACAUCUGGGACUUGAGAAACACCCUGCUGGUGGCCAAGGCUUUCAUCUGCUGGCUAGAGGGGCGUAUACUGAGUGAAGGUUCUCCACUAGGCUCCUGGAAGAACUGCUUCCACUGGUGUGGGGCUUCUUCAGGGGCGGAGCUUCAUGGCGUGGAGGCGGAGCCAUGGGUGUUUAAAGGAGGACUAUCUGGAGAGGUGCAGAUGCUUCUGCCUGUGGGGACCAGCAGUGAGUUGUUCAGUCACCCUCCCCCUCUGUUCCCCACCUCUCGACUUUAUAAUAUACGGCCAUUCCAGCAAAAAGACAAGGUGGAGCUGUACCGAAUGGUGCGUCAGUUGCAUCAGAGGGGUAAAGGGGGCCAGGAUGCUGUCAUCUCCCAUCCAGAUUUCAUUGGGGACAGGUGUCUGGGUGCGUCUCUGGCCUUGUGCCCAGAGUACAGCUUGGUUCUGGAGGAUGAACUGGGUGUAUGUGGAUGCGCUGUGGGUAUUCUGGAUGUCCACUCCUUUGCCAAACGAUGUCAGGCCUCCUGGCUACCUGCUAUGAGGGACAAAUAUCCUUCACGCCCCCAUGGAGCGAGUGGACAUACUGCAACAAAGGAGGCGCUGCUGUAUUUCCAUGAAGAACAGGACUAUCCAGACUCCCUGCUGUAUCAUUUCCCAUCUCAGCUCAGGCUUGAAGCUCUUCCAGAACUGGUGGAUUGUAGCGUCAGUCGUAGCCUCCUUACAGCCCUGCUAACGGCCCUCAAAGCUAACGGUUCACAGGGUGUAUUUUGCGAGGUCCAGCCUACAGAUGGAUUACGGAUGGAAUUUUUGACAAAGCUGGGAUUUCUGGAAAUCCUCCGUGGAGAAGCACGGCCUAGAGAAGGUGUAGUUUUGGGGAGGCUGUUAUAAGCAAAUAUCCAAAACACACAGGAUCCGGCUGAAAGAAAAUCAGAUUUCAAAUCAACAUGUUGCCAUGUUGGAGGCUGGAGCUGUGGUUAUAGUUGUGCUUAGAAAAAUGGUUGGGGCUUAAAAAGUGCUUUGGUGAAGCAUUAAGGUCUAUUCCCCCCAAAAAAUUAAUAAAAUUAAACAAAAUGCAUUUUGCAUGCCAAAAUCAAAUCCAAGAUCAGAUGAAAAAAACAUAUUGUACUAUGAUGAUCUGCAAUUUUUGAAGGCUUUUUAAGCAUUUGCAUUUCAGAGAAUAACAGAAAAUUGGCAUCAGACUAAUUGUUAUUUGUUUUGUUUGUUAAUAUAUUUGGUUUGUGAAUAUUUUAUUUAGAAUAGUACAAGCCACAAUAAAAAUGUACAAACACAUUUAACAAAACAACUCAUGACGUUGGACAAUAGGUCUGGACUUCAGAGAAACGUAGGUUUACGGUAAGUGUUUACACUGAAAGUAGUUGUGGGACUAUCAGAGAUUGUCUGUAGGCAGUUUUUGUGAUUAUUUGAACAUUUCUUGACAUUUAGUCACAUUGGACUUGGUGUGAACAGGCCUUUAGGCUUUAUGGUCAGAGCUGGGGGCUUUGUGAAAAAAACAUUAGGGACAAAAUGAGAACUUAAUAGUGAUCACUUGUUUACAGCUUCAUCUUCGUUAAUCAGCAUUCAGUGUGCUUUCUCGCUGCACCAUGCAUUUGGAGCUCUUUUAUUGGUUCACAUAAAGUUUUGGUUCUGCUGUUGGGGAUGAUAAAACUUGCUGUUUUUUAUUGCGAGUGUCUGUGUUGCAGCUAUGGAUGGAUGUAGGAGCAAAAAGCACAAUGUUUCUCUUUUGUAUUCAGUGCUCGCACACACACACACACACACACACAAACUUCCCCUAGCCAGUCAUGGUCAGGCUCACAAACAGACUCCUGAAUAUUGACAUGAAAUAGCUCCUCCAGUAUGCUGAAGGGACCCUGACCUCCCAAGAUUGAUGAAUCAUGGUGCAUCUCGCAGGGCUUUUUAUAGUUCUUUCUUUCUAUUUUUUCUCUUUUUCUCUCACACAUACUCACUAAUCUUCUGAGAGGCUAAAUUAUUGUUAUCUCUAGCCUUCUCUCUUUGUCCCUUCACCCACACACACACACACACACACACACACACACUGUAUGCACGUCUGUCCACACAUUCAAUAAUAUGCCUUCUGAUCUUUAACCAAUAGCCUUUUUUAAUCGCCAUGGCAAUCAUAAAAGAAACAUAAUAAAUUAAAUAUGCUUUUUUGCACCAUUGAUUUGAUAUGGUUUGAUAUAAUCUCACUGAUUUGAGGUUAUUUGCUAGUUUUUGUACAUUUAUGGUUAAAGACAUUUGAUUUUGCAUGCUAACUUUACUUUUCAUCCAUUUUAGAGCACUUUCACUAUUUCUGCAGGUUUUAAUGUUGGAAUUGUGAUAUGUACACUGAAAGGUCUCAGCUUAGAUAGUGAUAUUUAAUGUUAAAUUGUUUGCAUUUAAUGUUUUUAAGGAUUAUGGUACAGUACAACUGCAGUUUUUGUAAUAAUGGAAUAAAACGUGUUUACAGCAUCAUUAAAACCUUUCCUUUCUCGCAAAA
Messenger RNA from Cyprinus carpio (common carp), 3920 nucleotides. Its product is annotated as protein O-GlcNAcase-like. The record is from RefSeq and is a predicted model, not a curated record. The transcript has 15 exons. Lineage: Eukaryota; Metazoa; Chordata; Actinopteri; Cypriniformes; Cyprinidae. Gene Ontology annotation, biological process: glycoprotein metabolic process. Bases 5 to 2314 code for a protein of 769 amino acids. Gene Ontology annotation, molecular function: beta-N-acetylglucosaminidase activity.